AUGAAAUUCGAUUAUAUCGCUGAUCUGCUUCCUGGAAGAACUAAUUGGUGUAUCAACGCCAAGGUCUUACAUUCUUGGAGAGUCAGAGAGUUCUUUACCAAGCGAGUUCUUCUUCUUGUGGAUGAAAAGGGUGACACAAUUGAAGCUCCUUUACCUGAUGCACUCGCUAACCUUCCUAAAUAUAUAGACGAUGGUGAGUGGUACAGUAUUAGAAAUUUCAAAGUGAUCAAUCCAACCGUGGAGGAGAGGAACACUCAUCAUCCCUAUCAGAUUAAAUUUACGGGUAAAACCACAAUGUACCUGCUCGAAUCAUUGAGUCCCAAGAAUUACUUUCGGUUCGAGGAUUUGGAUGACAUAAAACGUGGAAGAAUAGAUCAUCCCAUUUCUUUCGAUGUUAGUGCGUGUAUAAUGGAUGUGGAAGAUAGAAGAAGCCCUGCGAGUAUCAUUGAUAUUAAUGAAGUUGUUCUCAUGUUGUUGAAUGGCAGGUGUGAGACUGUGAAGUGUCGUCUCAAAGACAACUACGCUUCUCAAUUCAGGACCAUAUGGCAAUCAAGCGGGUGCUAUCUCAUAUAUAAAUCCGAACCUCUGUUCUGUGUAAUGCGGUUUAUGAGGGUUGGUGAAUAUGAAGGUGCACCAUGUCUUGAAAACACCUUGGACUCUUCGAAGAUCUUCAUAAAACCAAAAUUCGAAGGACUAGAGCAUCACCAGGCUAUGUAA
This is a messenger RNA of Camelina sativa (false flax), 717 nucleotides long. RefSeq lists its product as uncharacterized. NCBI's taxonomy places the organism in Eukaryota, Viridiplantae, Streptophyta, Magnoliopsida, Brassicales, Brassicaceae. The record is from RefSeq and is a predicted model, not a curated record.